UGGUUGUCGUAUUUAUUUUACGUUAUGUGAUUGGCUGUUAGCGUAAAUGGGGUAGUUUUGUUGGUUGAUUUUUCACAAGGUUUAUUAAGAACCCUGACAGCAGAGCAAAAUUUAUCCUUACCUAUAUGCUCAUUUUCAACAGUAUAAUAAUCGUAUCUUACAUUUGUGGAAACAGCCAGUCUGAAAAAUGUCUUAUGGAAAAGCAGAAUUCCGCCCUGUCCCGAGAGACUUUAGCUCUCUGAUACAGACAUGCAGCUCAAACAUUCAGAAGAUCACGCAGAACACUGCUCAGAUCAAGACCAUGGUGUCCCAGUUGGGGACCAGACACGACACCAGUGAACUUCAAGAUCGUCUGCAGCAGAUACAGCACUAUACCAACCAGCUUGCUAAAGAAACAAACAAGCACCUGAAAGAGUUGGGCUCAGUUCCUUUGCCAUCAUCACCCUCAGAACAGAGGCAACAGAAGAUCCAGAGGGAACGACUUAUGAGCGACUUCUCUGCAGCUCUCAACAACUUCCAAGCUGUCCAGCGGCGUGCAGCAGAGAAAGAAAGGGAAUCAAUAGCAAGAGCAAGAGCUGGUUCCCGUCUAUCAACUGAAGACAGUUUUCGGGAUGAAAAGCUUGUCUCCUUUGAUAACCAAGAGGACCUUGGUCCUAUUGGCACCCAGAUAGAAGAAAUGGCUAUUACAGAGGAGGAUCUGGAGCUUAUCAAGGAGAGAGAAACCAACAUCAGACAGCUUGAGUCUGAUAUCAUGGAUGUAAACCAGAUCUUUAAGGACCUGGCAGUUAUGAUUCAUGACCAGGGAGAGAUGAUUGACAGUAUUGAGGCUAAUGUGGAAAACGCUGAGGUUCACGUAGAACGGGGAACAGAACAGGUCCAGAGAGCCGCGUACUACCAGCAAAAAUCCAGGAAGAAGAUGUGUACUCUUGCCAUAGUUUGUGCCAUUGUAAUCGUCAUACUUGCCAUUAUUAUCUGGUGGGCCUCCAAAUGAGCUGAUUUCAUCCAACCACUGUUUCAGUACUCUAUUUUACCUUGCAAGACCCCUUUCACCCUGACCAGAACCUGAACAGCAAAAGUUGUUUAUAGUUAAAAGAUCUCCAAAGUUCAUCAAUAUAAGGGGCUCGACAAUUUGAAAAUGUAGUCAUCUUGAAUCAUUAAGUAUAUUGAUUUGUAAAUGAAGAAGCAACUUCAACUUUGUAGCGGAGGCUGUGGAGGACUGGAGUAAUGCUUGGGAUCAAACUGCUAUAUGAAGUUAAUUUUCCUUAAUUUUCCUUACUUUACUGCACUAACAGUAGCUGUCACUGUGCUUCAAAUGUACAAAUAUAAGGAACACCUUAGUAUUGGCAGAGUGCCAAGAUUUUCUUUUAAUAUUUAUGUGUAUUGUUUAUUUGUUGUUUUGUUUUUCUGUAAGUUGAUGUUGCAUCUUCUGAUGUAGACAUAAACAGCUGCUCCUCCUGCUGUGAAUCAUUUAACGCAACAGUUGCGCAGUAGUAUGGUUGUGAGGUGGUAGUACAUGUUGGAAAUGCUAAACACAUUCUUAACAUGAAUAUUCAGUUCAGCACAUGAAGGUUGAUGUAAAACUAUAUAUAUAUAAAAUGUUUGAAGUUGAUUUCUAUGACUCCUGAAACAAUGCAUAAUAAAUAUCUUAAGCACUA
Molecule: messenger RNA, 1655 nt
Organism: Girardinichthys multiradiatus
Lineage: Eukaryota; Metazoa; Chordata; Actinopteri; Cyprinodontiformes; Goodeidae
Gene: stx12
Product: syntaxin 12
Exons: 10
Coding region: 188-991 (267 amino acids)
Biological process (GO): intracellular protein transport; vesicle fusion; vesicle-mediated transport
Cellular component (GO): postsynaptic recycling endosome; endomembrane system; SNARE complex
Molecular function (GO): SNAP receptor activity; SNARE binding
Source: RefSeq, a predicted model, not a curated record